Molecule: messenger RNA, 1518 nt
Organism: Bicyclus anynana (squinting bush brown)
Lineage: Eukaryota; Metazoa; Arthropoda; Insecta; Lepidoptera; Nymphalidae
Product: myrosinase 1-like
Exons: 6
Coding region: 1-1518 (505 amino acids)
Biological process (GO): carbohydrate metabolic process
Molecular function (GO): beta-glucosidase activity
Source: RefSeq, a predicted model, not a curated record
AUGAAGCUACUGGUAUGUACGAGUUUGCUGGCAGUCUUCGUUGGCGCUACGGUGCGGCACGAUAGGUUUCCUGAUGACUUCAUAUUCGGGGCGUCCACCGCUUCAUACCAAAUAGAAGGAGGAUGGAAUGCAGAUGAUAAGGGGGUUAACAUUUGGGACCACAUGACACACACCAGACCCGAAGUCAUCAAAGACAGAAGCAAUGGUGACGUCGCAGCUGACACCUAUAACAAUUACAAGCGCGACGUGGAGAUGUUGCGAGAGCUCGGCGUUGACGCCUAUAGAUUCUCACUCUCCUGGUCCAGAAUCCUCCCCAACGGCUUUGCUAAUAAAGUCAGCGACGCAGGCGUUACUUUCUAUAACAAUUAUAUCAACGAGAUGAUGAAGUACAACAUUACGCCGAUGGUCACGCUGUACCACUGGGAUUUGCCUCAGAGACUGCAAGAUCUCGGAGGAUUUUCAAGUCCUUAUUUCCCUGAAUGGUUCGAGAACUACGCGAAGGUUGUUUUCGCACAAUUCGGCGAUAGAGUCAAGCACUGGAUAACAUUCAAUGAGCCUAGAGAGAUUUGCCACCAGGGAUAUGGGGAUGCUACUAAGGCUCCCAUUCUUAAUAUCACUGACGUGGGCACCUACUAUUGUGCUAAGAAUCUAGUCUUGGGUCAUGCGAGAGCUUAUUACGCUUAUAACGACCUGUUCAAGCCGACACAAGGUGGUGUGUGCGGCAUUACGAUUAGUGUAAACUGGAUGGGACCUUUGACUGAUUCAGAAGAAGAUUUGUACGCUGCUGAAAUCAAAAGACAAGCUGAUUGGGGAAUAUACGCCGAGCCAAUCUUCUCUGAAGAAGGUGGAUUCCCGAAGGAAUUUUCUGAAAGAGUCGCGAAAAAGAGUGCAGAGCAGGGCUACCCUUCGUCACGCCUGCCAGCGUUCACGGACGAAGAGAGAAAGUACGUCAGAGGGUCGUCGGAUUUCUUUGGAGUGAACCAUUACACUUCCGUACUAAUUUCUGCCACUGAACAUAAAGGGAUUUGGGUUGUACCUUCGAAGUAUGAUGAUAUAGAUGUUGGCAGUUAUAUGCCGCCGGAGUGGGUUCAAGCUGCUUCCUUUUGGUUAAAACGCGCGCCGAACAGCAUCUACAACGCUCUAACACACCUGCACAACAAAUACAAGGGGCAGGUGUUCUACAUCACCGAGAACGGCUGGUCGCAGUUAUUAGAGGACGGCUAUGAGGACGAUUCACGCAUAGCGUACUACCGUGCGGCACUUAACAGCGUGUUGGAGUGUCUGGACGCCGGCGUCGACCUAAGGGGAUACUUUGCGUGGAGCCUCAUGGAUAACUUCGAAUGGAUGGAGGGUUAUACUGAACGGUUCGGUCUGUACGAAGUAGAUUUCACAAGUCCUCAGAAGACGCGAACGCCAAGGAAGUCCGCCUUCGUGUACAAGCACAUUAUCAGCACUCGCACCAUCGACCCGGACUAUGAGCCUGACACACGAACCAUGUGGAUCGACGAGGGACACUGA